Molecule: messenger RNA, 4919 nt
Organism: Astyanax mexicanus (Mexican tetra)
Lineage: Eukaryota; Metazoa; Chordata; Actinopteri; Characiformes; Acestrorhamphidae
Gene: usp4
Product: ubiquitin specific peptidase 4 (proto-oncogene)
Exons: 22
Coding region: 37-3072 (1011 amino acids)
Biological process (GO): protein deubiquitination
Molecular function (GO): cysteine-type deubiquitinase activity
Source: RefSeq, a predicted model, not a curated record
CGCGCCCACACGCGCUCCGGGUUCACUCACUGCACGAUGGCGGAGGGAGGCGGACCCGAGUCGGGGAACGCUUCGGACCCUGAUGCGGAGCCCGGGCCGGCUCAAGCGGCGGUACCUUCUAUCGACAGUCAAAAACAGACGAUAGGAUCAUCGCUGAAGACCACACUGCGAAAGGGAGAUGAAUGGUUUUUGAUCGACAGCAGGUGGUUCAAACAGUGGAAAAAAUAUGUGGGCUUUGACAGUUGGGAUAUGUACAAUGUUGGAGAACAUAAUCUAUACCCAGGACCCAUUGACAACUCGGGACUGUUUUCAGACCAAGAAACCCAAGCGCUAAAAGAUCAUCUUAUAGAUGAAUUAGACUAUGUCUUGGUGCCCACAGAAGCUUGGAAUAAGCUUGUUAGUUGGUAUGGCUGUCUGGAGGGACAGAAACCUAUUGUCAGGAAGGUGGUUGAGCAUGGGAUGUUUGUGAAGCACUGUAAAGUGGAAGUCUAUCUGUUGGAGCUGAAUCUGUGUGAGAAUGACAACAUGGACAAUGUGGUUACACGCCAUUUCAGCAAAGCUGAUACCAUUGAUACAAUUGAAAAGGAGAUGAGGUCUCUUUUUAACAUCCCAUCAGAAAAAGAAACUCGAUUGUGGAACAAGUACAUGAGCAACACAUACGAGCAGCUGAACAAGCCUGACAGCACUGUUCAGGAUGCUGGGCUUUUUCAGGGCCAGGUGCUUGUAAUUGAAAGGAAGAAUGAAGAUGGCACAUGGCCCAGACAAGCCUCUCAUACCAAGUCCAGUACAACCACCUCUAGGACUUUUACUACGUCACCGAAAUUCUCUUCCAAUUCGUCUGCCACUAUUUCAUCCACAGUGACCAAUGGAGACAGCAGCAGCAAUUCUAGUUACAUGCUAAACAAUAGCACUUCUUCUGGUAACCGGUUGGGAGGAUACAACUCCUACAGCUCGUCCUACAGUUACAGAGAAUCUGCUUCACAGCCUGGCCUCUGUGGCCUUAGUAAUCUGGGCAACACCUGCUUCAUGAACUCUGCACUGCAGUGCUUGAGCAAUUCACCGCCCCUAACAGAAUAUUUUUUGGAGGACCAGUAUGAAGCUGAGAUCAAUCGGGAGAAUCCGUUAGGCAUGCGAGGAGAGAUUGCUGAGGCCUAUGCAGACUUAGUUAAACAGAUGUGGCUUAGCCGAAGCAGCUAUGUGGCUCCCCGCACUUUCAAAACACAGGUCGGACGCUUUGCCCCCCAGUUCUCAGGGUACCAACAGCAGGACUCUCAGGAGCUGCUGGCCUUUUUGCUGGAUGGCCUGCAUGAAGACCUUAACCGUGUCAAGAAGAAGCCUUACUUGGCCCUAAGAGAUGCAGAGGGCCGGCCUGAUGAGAUUGUAGCUAAAGAGGCCUGGACAAACCAUCGGCUCCGAAAUGACUCCAUCAUUGUGGAUAUCUUUCAUGGCUUGUUCAAGUCUACCUUAGUCUGCCCUGAGUGCUCCAAAGUGUCUGUGACUUUUGAUCCUUUCUGCUACCUCACGCUGCCCCUGCCCAUGAAAAAGGACCGCACCAUGGAGGUGAUCCUGGUUUGUGCCGACCCUCUAUCCAGACCCACAAAAUACCGUGUAGUUGUCCCGAAAAUAGGCACAGUGGCAGACCUGUGCAGUGCUUUGUCAAAACUGUCUGGAGUUCCUGCAGAGAAUAUGGUUGUGGCAGAUGUUUACAAUCAUCGUUUCCAUAAAAUCUACAGAAAGGAUGAAGGUUUAAACCACAUUGUAGACAAAGACAUCAUCUUUAUCUAUGAGGUGUUGGAGGAGGACAGUGAGCGAAUGAAUUUGCCAGUGUACUUCAGGGAGAGACACAUGAAGCACAGCGGAGGCUCUUCAGGCACCAUGUUGUUUGGGCAGCCUCUCCUCGUCACUGUUCCUCGCCACAAUCUCUCCCAAGACACAUUGUAUGAGCGUGUACUGGAGAGAAUCGGGCGCUAUGUGAAGCGUUCACAGGGCACUGUAGUGGACAGCAGAGCUUCUGCUUCAGCCACUUCUUGUAACAGUAGCCACUCAGUGGAUUGUGGAGUUUCAGCGUCCAAUCACAGUGCAGGUGUGAGCAGCUGUAGCAGCCCAAUGUCCGAUGGAGCAUCCUGUAGUGCUGGGUCUACCAAUGGAAGCAGCAGCCACUCUGAAACCUGCAAUGGCCCCAAUGGAGUUUGUGAUGGUGAAGUUGAGGCCAUGGACCACCAAGACAGCCCAGAUCCCGAAAGCAGCCAGUCAGAAACUGUGGACGGAGAGGAUGAGGGCUCAGAGCCCGAGAAUGGUCCUGUUGGUAGUGUUGGGAAAGCGUCUCGACCCAAACUCUUUACUUUCAGUAUGGUGAACACCUAUGGCACAGCCAAUAUCAGUCCCUUACCAUGCGAAGGCAACAUCCUCAAACUCACCCCACAUUCCACAAUAGCUAUUGACUGGGAAGCAGACUCAAAGAGACUGUGCUAUGAUGACCAGGAAGCAGAGGCCUAUGAGAAGCACGAGAGCAUGAUGCAGGCACAAAAAAAGAAGACUACAGUGGCUUUGAAGGAAUGCAUUGAGCUAUUUACCACUAUGGAGACUUUGGGAGAGCAUGAUCCUUGGUACUGUCCCACCUGUAAGAAGCACCAGCGGGCUACAAAGAAGUUUGACCUGUGGUCUCUACCCCGCAUUCUGGUGGUGCAUCUAAAACGCUUCUCCUAUAAUCGCUGCUGGAGAGACAAACUGGACACUAUAGUGGACUUCCCCAUCAGAGAUCUGAACAUGUCUGAGUUUGUCUGUGACCCUAAAGCUGCGCCCUACGUCUAUGACCUCGUUGCUGUCUCUAACCACUAUGGAGGAAUGGGUGGAGGCCAUUACACAGCAUAUGCUAAGAAUAAGGUGGAUGGAAAAUGGUAUUAUUUUGAUGACAGCAGUGUGUCCUCGGCCUCAGAAGAUCAGAUAGUGACUAAAGCAGCCUAUGUACUCUUCUACCAACGGCGAGAUGGAGAACCUUCGUCAAGGUCUGCUCCAUCUGCAUCACUGGGAGGAGCAUCUGAAUCUUUGGAAGACACCAUGGACAUCAACUGAAGCUCAGUGCUCUUUUAAAGACUGGCACUAAAAAAAGCUGUCUGAAUGAAUAACCAACAAUGCGUCAGUGCACAUCCCAGAGUUUCUGGUGAUCUUUACCCGCCCCCAUAAAGGACUCUGAGGCCCUGUCUUUCCACGCUAUUUUAAUUUUCUUCACUAAUGUGCACAUCUACCAAGAGCCAAGAAGUAUGUUGUAUGAACAAAAAAGAGAAAAGAAUGAAUCAAUAAACAAAAAUUUUAGUUUGAAGCGUGAUAUGACAGAUGUUCUCCUGGACCUUGUUGCCUGCUGAGCUCAUUUGUUUAGUUUAAAGAGGUGGAGAAUAAUGCAGAUAUUCAGCCUCUCGCUGAACAUUUAAGAAUGUUAAGUUGCCUAAAAUAUUGUGAGGCGCAUACUUUUCUGUCCCAGUGGAAAAGUGAAAAAGAAGCCAAAUGCAUUGUGUUGUAUCAACCAAAGUUGUAUACGUGUUGAUGGCAUUUGAGAUAGUGAGGAUGGAGGGAAAAAUGGCCUAGAUUAUAGACAGACAUUCUGUGAAAUGUAUGCAAACAAGUAUGUGUUCAAUUUUUUUUUUCCUCUCCAUGCUUACCCCUUGUACUCUGAAGGUGUUUUGUAUUAUGUGCCUCUCGUGAGGAAUAGAUUCUUCUCUGAAAAAAUGCUUGUUUGCAUAAUCUCACAUUCUAGACAGGAAGAUUUUGUUUGACUAGACUAUGUCAACAUUUCUAUGCCCAACCAUAAGGCUUUCAGCUUAGUGCAGUGACACAUUUUUGCAAGCAUUCAUUUACAUAUACUUCAGUUUAAGGCUUUAUCUUUAAAGCCUGGGGUAGAUCGUAAAGGCUAAACUUGAGUAAGUUAUGUGGUGAGAUUGAUUAUACUGCUGAUCUUUUAUUAUUGUGCUGCUCUCUCUGAUACGUUAGCACUAGCGGCCUUUCUGCCCCAAGAACUGUUAAAAGGGGGCUUGUGUGAGUGGAUUUAGUUUUAAACUUUAAAAGGUGGUACACAUACAUGUCUUGCUUGAAACAAAACAGGUCUGAGGUUUAUCACAUGGCAUUUUAUUAGUUGAGAUCACAUUUAUAUGCUUCAGAAUCUUCCAGGUUGGCAGAUAUUUAAUAGAAUUUUUUUUUGCAGGUUUCUCCUGUCUUUGAAAGGCAGACAGACAGGAGCAUCGAGCCACUGCUCGAAAGUGGUGCUAAAUUUGAGACUUUAAAAGGCUACAGUUCUAGGCACAGAUUGAAUAUCCUGCCCUGGAAACUUGAGGCCAAUGCUAGAAUCAAGAAAACUUUACACAGUCAGUGACUACAAUGCUACUCUGCCCUAUCUGCUACUUUGUGGUGAAUUUGCCAUGUUAUUGGUUGUGGCAUUACUUCGCUUGUUUAACGACUCUUACUUAUGUGAACACGCUUAACACUGGGAGGAUUACUGAAACGUCUUUUCCUCCCUAUUACGAAUGAACCAAAACAGUCAGUAUGCAUCAUAUUUCGUGUGCUUUUCUCUUCUGUGGAAUAGCGGCAUGCAAAAUGGUUGUUGGUCGGUCCCCAUCUGCUUCUCUCUUUUGGGUCUGUCAGGCUGUGACAAGUACAUGCUUGAUACCCUGCUCUAAACUGACAUUGAACCUUGAAUUAUGACAUACUGGCCAAUGCACUUUUUUACCUGCCACAUUUACUGAAAUAGCAUACAUUUUAAAAAUCAUUUUGAGAGAUGUUGCAUAGAUGUAAAUAGUCAUGUACUAUCUACAGAAUAGGAUACAUAACUUCUUUGUGUUCUGAUAUUUAUCAUGGCAAUAUGUGCAACCCUGGAUUUUGAAAUCAUUUAAAUGAAAAAAAAAAAAAGACAAUAAAGAAUUGAAGCCUGA